UCAAACUGCUACCCCUCUGUUUUGUUGUUUUUCCUUUCUGUCGUCCGGCUCGCCGCUGCUGCCUCAGCCGCCGGGACUUGAACAGAAGUCUCAGUCGAAACACUUCUUGUGUCCAUGUUCUUCUGCAGAUGAGAUAAUUUUCCUUCAUCAAGAAGUGUCACUCGGUAGUUACUAGAUUACGGAAGUAACCCCGGAGAAGCAGUCGCGAACGAUACGGUUUCUGCCAUUUGAGCUAAAGAGAGGCCGGUCAGAGGCCUUGGCUGCUCUCCCCUCGAUGAGGAAAACAACCUCCCAGUCGAGAACUGCCGCGUUAUGUUCUUAACAGUGGAGUGAAGCUGUAGGGGUUACUCAAAGCUUUUAAGGAAGAUCAUUUUAGGUAACCAAGCCUGCACCGAAGUGUGGCAGAGCCGGGCGCAGGAAUGGCAGCAGAAGUGCGAAUGGUGCUUUAUGAGGAUGACUCAGUGCAAGUGCAGUAUGCUGAUGGCUCCACACUGCAGCUCUCUCCUUGUGGCUCGGAGUUUCUGUUUGAAAAGGCGUCUGCUCUUUCUACACACCCUUUACAACAGCCAGAGCGAAUUCGUCAGCGGACACACUUUGUCAUUAGCACCUACCGGGAGCAGCUACAGCGAGCCCUGGAUUUUCGAAACUCUUCAGCUACAUGCCCCUUUUUAUCUGAAAGCCUCAUACCUCCUGAGAGGAAAAAGCAUAUCUUCAUUGACUUCUCUGAAGUAAAAUGGCCCAAUCUUGCUGGAGACGACAGCAUCACAUAUUCAGAGAGUGGUGCUGUGAAGAUAACGUCACUGGAUGGACGUGCACACCUUUGCCUGCCCAGAUCUCAGCAUGAAUUUACAGUCCAUUUUUUGUGUAAAGUGAGCCAGAAGCCAGACUCGUCUGUAGUACUCCCUGAAACAAAUGAUCGUGUCCCAAAAGAUAAACUAGUUGGAAAGACCACAAAAUUCUGCACGUGUGGAAGUUUAUCAGGACAAAGAUUAAAGAAUAAAGAAAAUGAACUUCAUCGCCAAGUCUUGAAAUCUAAAGAAGCGUCAGCGAGCAUAUGUUGUGUGAAUGGAACUGAGGGGAAGGAGGGGCUGCCGUCCCCGAGUACUAGGCACGGAUGUGUGUACGCGUGGAUGAAGCAGUGUUGGUCUGUCGCCUCCUGUCCAGAGCAGUGGAAGUACCCUCUGUCUUUAGCGCUUCGUUUUCAUAACAAAGUUAGCGUAGCGUCUGAAACUGAUGCAGAUUUCCCCGCAAGUGGAAGCAUAACUUCUGACGCCGCAGAAGAAAGUGGAAAAGAGGUUUCUGUUCUUCCCAGAGCCCUGUUACUCAGCUGCCCUGCCCCACACAUGCACAGGUGGAACUUCUGUGACUCACUUUUGCAGAGACAGUCUGAUGGAGAAGACUAUUCCUAUCCUGAGCUCGUGAAGGUGGUGUGGUGCAAGGGUGUGACAUACAGGCUUAACCAUAAAAAUGUAAACUCAAUAGAGAUUUAUCCUGGAGAUGGAUCAGUUUUCAAAUCAGAAGGGCCUUAUUUUGGUAACUAUUUUACGUAUUAUUCGAGUCAAGAAAAAUCAGAAAAGAGAGAAGAAAAAACUUAUUUCAUAAAUAACCUUCCUCCAGACAGACCAGGAAGUCUCUUCUCUGUACGUUCUCUGAUUAAACAGGCAACCAGAAUUCUUCAACACUGUGCCAAGACAAGGCUUUCACUAAGCCACAACUAUCAUGUCUGCUGCUGGAGAAUGGUACCUGAAGUAAAUGCUAACAAUCCCCUGCCCGUGCUUCUGAAAGAGUCUCUCUUACCCAGUGUGGGGAGAUUUCUUGCCUACUCUGAUGACAAAGUUCACGCUGUCUUUUUAGAUGGCGUCACUCUAACACUGAAUUGGAAUUUCAGCUCCUCUGCUGAGAACAGAGAAGUAAAUCAAGGUCUGGCCUUGGGUUGGUGCAGAUUAAUUCUUCCUGAUGGGCAGGAUCAGCUGAUUCAAGCUGAGCAUCCUGGAGCAUAUGAAAGAUAUGUGACAUCAGUAAUAUCAUGGUGCAGAAGACUAACCCAGACUAGUCUAAGACAGGAGCCCAAACAGCUGUCACCUGUUCUCAAAGAAAACUGGUCUGUUGCUUCUGAGCUUGAGAAAAUACAGAAAUUUAACUUGCUCCUGGAAAAUAGUGGGAUCCUCCACUUGACUUCUGGCAAGAAAAGUGAACAGUGUUCUGAUGACCGUACGUCAGAAUCUUCAGAGACCUUGCUAGAAGCAACUAAUAAAGAGAGUGUAUCGAUAGCAUUGAAAAGAACUUCUGAAAUCCUUCAGGAUAUUGACUAUCUCCUGUCAAACUCUAGAAAGUGAAAAAUGGAAUUAUUGCAACAGUAAAUCUUAAGGUUGUUUCACAUUACUGGUAUGAAAUUGCUCGUAACCCAAGGAAUUGCAAGUGCCACUUCUAUAGAAUGUGCAGAACUGAUUUAACUUUGAUUGUAUUUUACCUAACUUGUAAAUUUUAGUGUGUGUAUUUAUUUAUAUAUAUAUGCAUUUUUAAAAUAAAGAACUAUUUUAAAUUUUGAACUCUUUCAUUUGUCACAUCAGAUGUAUAAGAAAAGUUAUGUUUUGCCAUUUUUAAUCUUGUAAUGUUAAUUUCCAAUUUUCUUUUUGAAUGUGCAGAACUGUCCAUUUGGUCAUUUGCUAUGCAGUCUCUCCUGGAGAGCUAAUGUAGCAGAUCUUCUUCUUUCUGGUCCCGGUUCUUGUCACUGCUCUAAAGAGUGCCGUGCACAGACAGUGAAUUAAGUGAGAGGAAGAUUUUCUUACAGGAGAGGACAGUUAAGAUUUGAUAGAGAACUCUCUGCAGCCACAGGCUGCCUGCCGUCCAAGGGCUGAGGGCUGAGGGCAAGCCUGCUGAGGAAGAGCAGGAGCAAGUCUGCAGGGUGGGCCAUGGCCUACAAAAGGCAGAUGCUGGAGGGUUGACAUAGGCUCUGAAGAGGCUCUGAUUGGCUGGGUAUAUAUCAAAAUGGAGUGAGAAAGUAAGGCUCAAUGAAGGAAGAGCCUGGUGAACCUGAAAGAGGAGUAGUUCGCAGUUUAGCUGGUGGUCCCAUCCCCUUGCUGUCACAGCCAUGGUAAGGAAGCAGA
This is a messenger RNA of Arvicola amphibius (Eurasian water vole), 3107 nucleotides long. RefSeq names its product chromosome 3 C5orf34 homolog (gene C3H5orf34). The record is from RefSeq and is a predicted model, not a curated record. NCBI's taxonomy places the organism in Eukaryota, Metazoa, Chordata, Mammalia, Rodentia, Cricetidae. Bases 420 to 2336 code for a protein of 638 amino acids. The transcript is spliced from 14 exons.